UUGAAAACAAGACUCAGAACUGAGCCGUUAUGGCGAGGCCGCGGUCGGUCCGACCGUUCAGUCGGCCUCAGUCGGCUCCCGUCGUCUCCCUCCGAAGACACAUCAUCCGCUCGGUGCCGCCGAAGAGCCGAGACGACAGUUUCCGACCGGGCUCGCCGUCGUCUGAAGAGAACGGUCCUGACGAAGAAAAGAAUCGGUCUAAGACUUUCUCAUCAUGGUACGGGAAUGGCCAAUCAUCGGAGGAGAUACAGAGCAAUAGCGGGAAGCUUGCCGUAAUCUGUGAAAACUCGACCCGGGGCUCGGUGUUAGAAAGGGAUGAUGAGAACAGAGUUACUUGUAGUAAGGCAAAGUCGGUCACGUAUCUCUACCCGUCGGAAAAGUUCGUGUUUCCGAGAUUACCGCGCGUUGGAUUCAGAUCAAAUUCUUCCCGUCGGUCGUCGAUUUCGUCUUUUUCGUCACUACCGUCGAACCAGGGCGCAAGCGCAGACCCUUUCGGCGUUACUGCGCAGCUGCUGGAGUCCAGCCGCCGCCGCCGGAAGUCGUCCCACCACCGGAAACGGAGUAGCAGGCUGGGAGAUCAGUGGUCGUUCGAGACGAAGGAAGAACGGAGACAACGGCUUCGACGACAGCUAUGGCGCGCAAUGAUAUGUGUUCGAGUGAUCUGCCGGAUGCAGAUAGUGAUGAGGGCGUCAUGGGCUGGAAAGGACGGGGCCACUAACAUCCUGUCGGAACUACAUUACUACGCCAUAGACGGAGACAAUGGCUCACUGGCUUUCGACAAGAACAAAUUUUCGAGGAAAGCUUCGUUACACGUUCCGGAGUGGGCGCGGAGGAUUACAGAGAAGAGACAAGAACUCAGGACGACUGCGGAGGUGCACAGGCUGUACUCCAUCCUGAAAUUAAUCCGCGCUUUUGAAAAGUACACCUAUGACGUCAAGAUGCAGCUAUGUCGCCAUAUCUUCUAUAUGAAUUGUGAGAAGGGCCGACUGGUUCUACGACAGGGCCACAUCGGGGAGGGGUUCUACUUCAUCUUCUCCGGGUCCGUCCUGGUGAACAAGAUCGAGCACGACCACCGGACAGGCGAGCAGGUCACCCGGACUGAGACCGUACUGUACCCGGGGGACAGCUUCGGGGAGAUCGCGUUGCUAAGUGACGGGCGGCGGCGUGCGUCUAUCGUGGCCCGGGAGGGGACGGAGCUGUUCCAGGUGGAUAAGGACACGUUCGUGGACACGUGCUCAGGCUUCGUCAUGCACGAGAUGGGCGAGAAACUACACGUCAUCAGGGACUUCCCGUUGUUUAAGGAGUGGUCGGAUGAACUGUUAGAGCGGCUGUGUUUUGAGUCUCAGCUGAUGGACCUCCCUCACGGCAGGGUGAUCGACAGGGACACUAACAGGAGUGACUCUCUCUACUUCGUCAUCAAGGGAGAGGUACAGAUGUUACGGGAGUUCCGAGUCCGGCCGCGGGAGGCUCCCAGCGCGCUGGACACCGUGGACGCCUGGAGCUCUCCCGGCCUGCCAGCCCGCCCCAGGACCGCCGAGAUCCGGGCCCGACCCGGUACGGCCCAGGCGUUCGUCAAGCGGAAACCUGGCGAGCACGGGGACGUGUUGGACGGGGAUACCGUCUGUUAUGCACAAGUGGGAGUGCUGGAAGCUGGAGACCACACGGAAUGGACGGUUCGGACACGGCGGAGGAAAGAGAAGACGCCCCCAGGAGCCAUCCUGGUCAGCCUGGGAGCCAGGAUUCUCCGCAUGUCUAAAACUCAGGUGUACUACAUGGCGCCUAAGGGUGUCUUAGAGACCUUCGAGAGGACCUACAAGCCCAAAGAGCCCGCCACUGAGGAGGAGCUGAACAGACAGUUUGACGCCGACCUGAGAUGGGCAGACUUCAAGGCAAGGGUUGUUCAGGAUGUGUUGGACGAGUCUCGCGGCCAGCCUGUCGCCAUGAAGCCGACCAUAGAAAAGGCGACUCAGGACUUCGACUACUGGCCACAGGGCACCCUGCACCUGCCGCGCAGACCGGCCACGUGCAGGGGGAGAUCGCCUAUUUCUAUGGUAUCUGACAUCAACUCUCCCUCAAGACUGGUGUCAAGGAAAAGUUCGCUGUCAUCAAAAAUGGUGUCACCCAACAAACAACUGUCCACAAGCACAAACGAAAAGACCAGGAAAUACAGACCAACCACUGCACCUCCUAGAUAACAGAACUAGAAAUGGAUUUUAUGUAGAUACUAGGGGUCAUGAAUUGAUGUUGCGCAACAGUGAUGUACAAGUGGACUUCUAUCACGUGGUGAACACGGGCGGGGCACGACCUGUCUUAGCCAAUCACAGUGUAAGCUUAAUCCGCCCUAACCAAUCGCAGUGCAGAUCUACACGUGCUCCUAAAUUUGCCGCGUCUUUCAGAAUUUCUCGGCCCACUCGGACGAACCACGGUAACGACCGGUCAGAAAAUACUCAUAUCUCCAAGGAGAUGAAUAAAGAAAGCUUAUUACCUUCUGUACUUAUACCUUAAAGUUUUAUGUUGGCAAAAUAUGAUGAAAAGAUCACUUAUUGAUGCCUUUGUUUGCCAAGUAACUUUACCUCAGUUGUUGCCAGUGUAUAAUAAAAUGAGAACAGUUACAUCUAAAUGAUAUUGUUAUUAUUAAACAUAAAAGCCACAUUUUUCUCCCAUUGAAUUGAAUAAUACAACUGUAGUCCCUGAAGUUCAAGUUGUAAAGCUUUGAAGAUGUGAAUAAAGGUACUUUCUUGCCAUGUUAUUUUCAGUACAACCACUGAUCACAGAAUAACAUACAUCCUGCAUUGCAAUGUUACACUAGGUUAUAGAUGGUGCAUAUUAAGUGCAGUGCACUGAAUAUGAUGGCCCAUACCGCAAUGGAAAUGUAUUUCUGUAAAUUAAAAGAUUUGGGGAGCUUAUAAUGUCCAGUUGUUUCUAUGAUGAAAUAUCGACAUGGCCUACCCUAUGGUGUUUUUAAUAUUGUCAAAUUACAGCUAGUAUAUAUGACAACAUAUCUGUGUAAAUAUGAAAUGAAAAAUGUAUUUAAUGUCAAGAAAUCUAUGCAUUAUAGAUCUACAACUCUGAAUAUAAAAUGUAUCACACUACACCUAUACUGUACAAUGUUCUUCUAAGAAGUGACUUUACCUGAUAUUAUGCACUGCACUUCAUUUCAUGUUACUGUUAGUAACAGCAAUGCUAUAGUAACUUCAUCUAUUAUAUAAUAGUAUUCUAUACUCUAGAAAAUUGUCUGUUACAUGAACAAACUGGGAACAGAUUUUCAUUGCAGCUGUAAAGUAAUUUUUGCAAACAAAUAAAAGAUUCAUUAUCACAAUGAAUACUGCACAUAUCCUGCAACUUCCAACUACACUGUCAAGAUAGUUCUUUUCUUCUAGCUCAAACUGUAAACACAAAACCUAACCAUCAACGUGCUACUACAUUUUGGGUCUUGUUGCUCCUGCCAUCAUCAACCUUGAGUUAACAAGAGAGAGAGAGAGACAGAGAGAGAGAGAGAGAGAGAAAGAGAGACACAGAGAGAGAGAGAGAGGUCAAAUGAAGACAGUUUUACAGCCAAAUACAACUGUUACGCUUUCUGCAGACUGUCAAUUUUCUGUGACAGUCAUGGUGUUGACUAAGAUGACCAGAGAAGAAACUGGAGCUAGAAUAGAAUGGAUGUCAGGCUACCAUAUAGCUGACUUCUUAGAGCGUUGGCAUGUAUUUUGGGGAGCAUUGAUAUGCAAUAUUUUACACUGGGUGUAUGCCUGACUGAGGUAUGCCCACGAGGGAGUUUUCCCUCUCCAAUAGGAGAAUUCCUCUGCCGCCUAAAAGAAAAAGCCAUGUAAAAAGUAAUCACAUAUCCGCACUCCAGCCCCCUCACCAAAAAAUGCUACUGCCCCAAGCACUAUGAAUGAAUGAAUGAAUGAAUGAAUGAAUGAAAAUGAAUGAAAAUGAAUGAAAAUGAAUGAAUGAAUGAAUGAAU
Branchiostoma belcheri (Belcher's lancelet) is the source of this 3964-nucleotide messenger RNA. RefSeq lists its product as uncharacterized. NCBI's taxonomy places the organism in Eukaryota, Metazoa, Chordata, Leptocardii, Amphioxiformes, Branchiostomatidae. The record is from RefSeq and is a predicted model, not a curated record. Gene Ontology annotation, biological process: spermatogenesis. The transcript has 14 exons. Bases 30 to 2195 code for a protein of 721 amino acids. Gene Ontology annotation, molecular function: cAMP binding.